Erythranthe guttata (spotted monkey flower) is the source of this 2269-nucleotide messenger RNA. RefSeq names its product Protein phosphatase 2C family protein. The record is from RefSeq and is a predicted model, not a curated record. Gene Ontology annotation, molecular function: protein serine/threonine phosphatase activity. Gene Ontology annotation, biological process: protein dephosphorylation. NCBI's taxonomy places the organism in Eukaryota, Viridiplantae, Streptophyta, Magnoliopsida, Lamiales, Phrymaceae.
CCAUCAUCAUUCAUUCAUCUCAUUUCAGCCCCGGGGCACUUUGCUCUUUCGAACCAACCAGCCUAAUAAUAAUAUCCCUUCAAUAUCUAUUAUCUCCACACUUUCUCUCUCUUGCCAACUCAACUCACUCUCUUUCUCUCUCAUAAAUAAAAGAAACACACUUUACAUGCAUCUGCAAUUAAUGCACCAUCUUCUCCCACUCCCCAACCUCAACCCCAACACCAACAACAAUCUUUCUCCUCCAGUAGUUCUGCUUUCUGAAUGAAUUACACACUUCUGAAUUCUUAUGACAAUUUAAAUUAUACAGUUGCUCCAACAUUUUCCUUUUAUACAUACAUGCUUAUAUAUAUACACACUCAGAAAUAAACUGAAUCUGCCCAUCAAGAACAAGCUGGCUCGGUUAUCGGUUCGUGUCUUCAUCGGCGAAUUUGACAUUUGAAUUACAGAAACGGGUCAUUUCUAUCUUUAGUAUUAAAGCGCCGGGAUCUACUUAUUUUUUUUAACUCGGUUGAUGUACUAUCCUUGAUCUGUAAUUAUCUUCUGAGAUUUGUUCAUACGAAGAAGACGAACAAGAACAAGAACCUUAUUCUUUAAUAUUGAAGCGAGAUGGUCUGAGAAAAUGGGGGGUUGCGUAUCAAUUAGUAGUCAGAGUAAUUGUAGUAGCAGAAGUAAUGGAGAGAAAAUAUCUCCGUCGUGUUUGUGGGUAGAUAUGUUUCAGCGAAAGAGAAGUAGGCGAACAUUUUCCGACCAUGCCACUACUUUACAACAUCUCUCCUCUGUUCCUAAUCGGAUAUUUACAAACGGAAGGAGCACCAGUUCUUGCAUAUUCACUCAGCAGGGCCGUAAGGGAAUUAAUCAAGACGCCAUGAUUGUGUGGGAAGAUUUUAUGACCGAUGAUGUUACAUUUUGUGGUAUAUUUGACGGGCACGGUCCACACGGACAUCUAGUUGCUCGUAAAGUGAGGGAUACACUGCCAUUAAAGCUAUCGUCUUUUAUGAACUCGGCCGAAUCGAAGAAAAAUAGAUCUAAUGCUAAUUGCUGCAAUGGAGAUAUGAAAUCAGAUGUGGUGGACCCCGUAGUAAAAGAUACAUCUGUAGAUUCAUUAUGGAGAGAAGCUUUUCUGAAAUCUUACAAGUCGAUGGACAAAGAAUUGAGGUCCCAUCCUAAUUUAGAUUGCUUCUGCAGUGGUAGCACUGCUGUCACUCUAGUAAAACAGGGUUCAAAUCUUUUCAUGGGCUAUAUUGGUGAUUCGAGAGCAAUAUUGGGAUCUAAAGAUAGCAAUGAUUCGAUGGUUGCAAUCCAAUUGACGGUUGAUCUAAAGCCUGAUCUACCCAGGGAGGCGGAAAGGAUAAAACGGUGCAAGGGUAGAGUAUUUGCACUACAAGAUGAGCCUGAAGUGCAAAGAGUUUGGCUGCCAUUUGACGAUGCACCUGGUUUAGCAAUGGCUCGUGCUUUUGGUGAUUUUUGUUUGAAGGAAUACGGAGUUAUCUCCAUUCCUGAAUUCUCUCAUCGGAUUCUCACCGACCGAGAUAAAUUUGUUGUUCUUGCUUCAGAUGGGGUAUGGGAUGUCUUAAGCAACGAAGAAGUGGUGGAGAUAGUUUCAUCGGUCGCAACAAGGGCAUCAGCCGCUAGAACCGUGGUGGAAUCAGCCGCUCGUGAAUGGAAAUCGAAAUAUCCGACAUCUAAGAUGGACGACUGCGCAGUUGUUUGUUUAUUUCUAGACGGUAAAAUGGACUCCGAGUCUGAUUAUGAGGAACAAGGUUUCUCAUCUGCUACCAUCCAAAGCAAUCACUCUGGCAAUAUUGCUGUUGAAGAAUCGGACGAUGGACAGAACUCCGAGCCUUGUCUCCAGAGAAACUACACCGUCCGAUCUUCUGAUCAGGAGAACGAUCAUUAUAACAGGGUGGGGGUUGAUGUAGAAGAUUGUGGCAUUAGUGAAGAUCAGAACUGGUCCGGUUUGGAAGGGGUUACGAGAGUCAACUCUUUGGUUCAACUUCCCCGAUUCUCUUCUUCUGAGGAGAGGCCCAGACCUUGACUUUAUAUUAUUACUACAUCACUCAAUUUCAUUAUUAUUAUUGUUUUUGUUAUGACAAUUACUGGGCGUUAUGUGUCUCUCUGAUCCAAGAAAGUACAACAAAUGUUUCUUGGAUUUGAUCGAAUCUUGUUUUAUUAUGGUUUUAGUGAAUGUUUAGCAUGUGUUAUAUUUUUUGUAUAGCGUUUGCACCGUUGGAUUGUUCUUUCUUAUAUGUAUAGUAACCGUUUUCGUUUA